AUGCCUCCUAGAAGACAAGCAGGCAGGCCAAGAAGGUACGCGCAGGUACCAGAGCAGGUACCUAGGAGAGACCAGGCUGGGGGAGCAGGAGCGCAACCACCACCUCCUCCACCACCGCCUCCUAUAGUGCCAGAGAGGCGAGUGGAAGAAAUAUUCCUCAAACAGAACCCACCUGUGUUCAAUGGUCUGGGGAACCCAGCUACAGCGGAGACCUGGGUGCGUGCGAUUGAGCGCAUCUUUGAUUUUCUUCAGUGCACCGACAGGGAGCGACUCUCAUGUGUGAAGUUUCAAUUGGUUGAGUCCGCCGACUUCUGGUGGGAAGCCAGGCGAAAGGUUAUGACUCGUGAGCGGUUAGAGCACCUGACUUGGGAGGAGUUUAAGAAUGAACUGUACGGUAAGUACGUCCCCAAAAGCUACCGCAAGGCCAAAGAGGUGGAGUUCUAUGGUUUGAAACAGGGAAAGAUGACAGUGACCGAGUAUGAUAGGUUGUUCUGUGACAUGUCACGCUAUGCGCUCGGACUAGUAGACACGGACGAGAAAAUGGCCGAGAAGUUCUGCACUGGCCUGAGAUCGGAGAUAAGAAUGGCUCUGGCCAGUCAUGGAGGUCUGACCUAUGUCGAGUCAUUGGGCCGGGCCCUGGACAUCGAGGCAGCUAUGCCCAAAGAGAGGCCGGCGACGCAUGUCACCACCGCUCCACCGCCGCCACAGCAGCAGUUCCCUCGAGAAAAGAGGAAAUGGGAAGGAGACCGAGUCCCGACUGAUGCCAAGAAACCACAGUUCGCCCCUAAGCCACAGCAGAACCGUUGGUACCAAACUGCCCCGACUCCAGCCGUGGAGCGCAGAGCCCAGGCACCUCAGUGUGCGAGAUGCUCGAAGAGACAUGACGGACGAGUGUAA
This is a messenger RNA of Salvia splendens (bonfire salvia), 897 nucleotides long. RefSeq lists its product as uncharacterized. The transcript has a single exon. The record is from RefSeq and is a predicted model, not a curated record. Lineage: Eukaryota; Viridiplantae; Streptophyta; Magnoliopsida; Lamiales; Lamiaceae. Bases 1 to 897 code for a protein of 298 amino acids.